Messenger RNA from Penicillium angulare, 1851 nucleotides. RefSeq names its product protein phosphatase 2A structural subunit TPD3. The coding region runs from base 1 to 1851 and encodes 616 amino acids. The record is from RefSeq and is a predicted model, not a curated record. Gene Ontology annotation, molecular function: protein phosphatase regulator activity. Gene Ontology annotation, cellular component: protein phosphatase type 2A complex; cytoplasm. NCBI's taxonomy places the organism in Eukaryota, Fungi, Ascomycota, Eurotiomycetes, Eurotiales, Aspergillaceae. Gene Ontology annotation, biological process: protein dephosphorylation. The transcript has 9 exons.
AUGGAGGGCCAAAAUGAAAAUGACGAGCUUUACCCUAUCGCGGUGCUCAUUGAUGAGUUGAAGCACGAUGACGUCCUCCUCCGCCUCAAUGCUAUUCACCGUCUAUCGACUAUUGCUCUUGCUCUGGGCCCCGAACGAACCCGAGAAGAGCUUAUUCCAUUCUUGGAUGACUCCGUCGAGGAUGAAGAUGAGGUCUUGACUGCCCUCAGCGAGGAACUCGGUAACUUCACAGAGUAUGUGGGAGGACCGGAACACGCGCACGUGCUCUUGUCCCCAUUGGAGAACCUGGCAGCCAUCGAGGAGCCCUUGGUUCGGGAGAAGGCUGUUGAGUCUCUCAACAAGGUUUGCGAGCAGCUAGAUGAAAGCCAGGUUGAAGAACACUUCGUUCCCCUUGUCCUCCACCUCUCGAAAGCCGACUGGUUCACCUCCAAAGUCUCGGCUACCGGGCUUUAUUGUACACCAUACCGAAAAGCCACCGCGGCGACCCAGCAGAGCCUCAGACAACAUUUUGGAGCCUUGGUACACGAUGAGACCCCGAUGGUGCGCCGACAAGCCGCGAACAACUUGGCCAAGUUUGUCAAGGAGAUGCAGGCUCCUGUCGUUAUCGAUGAAAUGAUACCCCUUUUCCAAUAUCUCGCAAGCGAUGACCAGGACAGCGUUCGCUUGCUGACUGUGGACAUCCUCAUUGCAAUCGCGGAGGAAAUUCCCAAGGAGCAACAGCCUAGUCAUGGAGUGCUGUUGACUUCGCUGCGGAAUCUAUUUGAAGAUAAGAGCUGGAGAGUUCGAUACAUGGUCGCUGAUAGAUACGAGAAGAUCGCCAAGGCAGUGCACGAAGAAGUUAUCACGCGCGAUAUGGUACCGGCCUUUGUGAAGCUUUUAAAGGAUACCGAGGCUGAGGUUCGCACGGCGAUCGCUGGACAAAUUCCUGGAUUCUGUACAUUGAUUGACCGCGACACUCUUCUCAAUGAGAUCAUGACGAGCGUAGAGGAUCUCGUUUCGGACCAGUCUCAGCACGUUCGAGCCGCGCUUGGAACUCAGAUCAGCGGCCUCGCGCCUAUUCUUGGAAAGGAAGAGACAAUCGCCCACCUUCUCCCUAUGUUCCUUUCGAUGCUCAAGGAUGAUUUCCCUGAUGUCCGCCUUCACAUCAUCUCUAAGCUAGAGCAAGUCAACAAAGUUAUUGGCAUUGAUCUUCUCUCCCAAUCUCUCCUUCCCGCUAUUGUUCAGUUGGCCGAGGACAAGCAGUGGCGCGUCCGUCUUGCUAUCAUUGAAUACAUUCCUCUCUUGGCCAGUCAGCUGGGAGUUAAGUUCUUUGAUGAGCAGCUGAGUGAUCUAUGCAUGGGAUGGUUGGGUGAUACAGUCUUCUCCAUUCGAGAGGCCGCAACCCAGAACCUUAAGAAACUUACAGAAGUCUUUGGGGUAGAGUGGUCUCAGGAGUCUAUUAUUCCCAAGGUGGUAGCUAUGGGACAACACCCUAACUACCUAUACCGGAUGACAACAUGCUUUGCUAUUUCUACCCUUGCCCCCGUUGUCACGCUUGAUAUCAUCGAUACCUCCAUUCUCCCCAUUCUGGACCGCCUGGUAGCGGAUGAGAUCCCUAACAUCCGAUUCAACGUUGCCAAAUCUUAUGCUGUUCUUAUCGAUACGCUUCGUCGCCUGCCGGCAGAUAAGACCUUGGUUGAGAUUGAGAAGUCUGGAGAGACAGUGACCCCUUCACCCCGGAGCCAAGAGCUUAUCCAGCAAAAGGUUCUGCCUAGCUUGGAGAAGUUACAGGCAGAUGAUGAUGUCGAUGUCCGAUACUUUGCUACCACUGCCGGUGGUAUCCAGGAUGAGGUCAUGCAGACUUCUCCUUGA